GACUUUAAAGUGCUCUGGAAACAGAAAGACAUACUUGUAUAGGUGCUCGCGUCCGAGAUCUGUAGCACAGCUAGACACACUUAGUCGAGAAUUGCGAACUGGUCCAGGUGCAAAGGAGACGCGUUGCCAGAUUCAGCCGCCAGUUAUACUCAUUGUUAAUCGAUCUCGAUCAGAGACUCAUUGGAUCUACAGAAUUCCAGUGAAAUUUGCCACAGGUAUUGGUUUUUGAGAAAAGCCUGUCAUUAAGAUCUAUACAACACCUAUUGAAUCAAUAGUCUGAAUCGUCUAGUGAAGUAUUGAACCCCAACAAAGUAUUUAUCCAUAGAGAUUCGGUUUUCAUUCACAACUCGUUCUUGGAAUUUCAUCUACAAAUCGGAGUUAAUAACUCAUAAAAUCAUUAAGACCUUCAAAUUUUCCUUUUUAUUUCAGAAUCUUGAAUUCUCACAUAUUCUUUAUUGAAUUCCCAUAGUCAUCUUCGCCAUGUCCUGGACUCCUGAACCGCAAGCUCUCGAGCAGCUUAGGCACAUAUUCAGAGGUACGUUAUCGUCCAAUAAUAACGAACGAAAGCUUGCAAACGAAGCAUUGGACCAGGCGAAAUUACAGCCAGAGAUCGAGAACUAUUUGCUAGAGCUUUUGGUCGUGGAUGAUUCUGCAAAAUCAGAUAUCAGAGCUGCCGCAGGUAUCAACUUGAAAAACAGCAUAUUGAACAGGAGGCAUCAGAAGGCGCCGCCUAACAGACUGUACUUGUUGGAGAACAUUUUGAAGGGUUUGAUGUCGAAAGAUAAUAUGGUGAGAAACAUUACAGGGAACGUAAUAACGUCACUUUUCUCCAUCUAUGGCUUGGAAGGAUGGCCGCAAGCCCUUCCGCAGCUUCUUGAAUUGGUUAACCACACCAGCACGGAUGGUUCCAUGACGUCUCAGGAAGCUGCCAGUGGGGCCUUGAGCAAGAUCUGCGAAGAUAGCUUCUAUUCUCUAGAUGUAGAGUUCAACGGAGAAAGACCUCUCAAUUUCAUGAUCUCCAAUUUCUUGAAGUUGAUGAACCAUCCUGGUAGCGGCAAAAUCAGGGCCAACUCCAUCCAUUGCAUUGCUCAGUUUAUCCCCUUAAAGACGCAGUCGUUCUUGGUACACAUUGACGAAUAUCUCCAGAAGUUGUUUGAGUUGGCACACGAUCCCAGCCGAGAAGUUAGAAAGAACAUUUGUUCGUCAUUUGCAUUAAUCUUGGAAACCAGACCAGACAAAUUGAUGCCCCAUUUGGAUGGAGUUAUAAACUACUGUUUGCACUUGAUGCAAGAUCCAAGCGAAGAAGUAGCUUUGGAAGCUUGUGAGUUCUUAUUGGCUUUAUCUACUGCUCCAGAGACAGAAUCUGACAAGGAAAUCUUCAGUCCCAAGUUGAAAAUGAUCUUGCCGACUCUCUUGGACAAGAUGGUCUAUUCUGAGGAAGAUAUCUUCUUGAUGGAAAUCGCUGAUUCAAAAGACGAUGCCACUAUUGCAGACAAGGAUGAAGAUAUCAAGCCACUUAAUGCCAAAUCAAAGGAUAUCCACUCUGUAGCCAAUACCAAUUCUGCCAGUAACGGCUCUACUAAGAAAAAAGCUGCUGGCGACGAUUCUGAUUCCGAUUUCGAUGACGACGAAGAUGAAGAUGAUGAAGACCUGGAGUUGGAUCAAUGGAGUUUGAGAAAGUGCUCAGCUGCCACCUUGGACAUUCUAUCCCUCAACCUUCCUGGUGAGGUUUUAAAUGUGACAUUACCCAUAUUACAAGAUAGGAUUGUAUCUCAGGAAUGGCCUGUUCGUGAAGCAGCAAUUCUUGCCUUUGGAGCUAUAAGUAAAAGUUGCCUAGAAUUAGCCAGAGAAAAAUUACCCACUUUGGUGCCAUUCCUAGUCGAUAGAUUGAAAGAUAGCGAACCCAGAGUGAGACAGAUUGCUUGUUGGACGUUGUCCAGGUUUGCUACCUGGAUCGCUGAGGAAGCGCAUGAAGGGGGACAGUAUGCAAAUUACUUCCAACCUACGUUUCAGUCGAUUGUAGCCUGUUCCAUGGACCAGAAAAAGGUGGUUCAAGAAGCUGCAUGUUCUGCAUUAUCGUCAUUUAUAGAAGAGUCCGAUUCCACCUUGAUAGAGUACUACUUAGGACCAUUGUUGGACCAUUUUGCAAAAUGCUUCCAGACAUACCAGCGUAAGAACUUGAUCAUCUUGUACGAUUGCGUUCAGACAUUUGUAGAAAAAAUGGGAUACGACAACUUGGCGUCUAAACCAGAAUACGUCAACACCUUGUUGCCUCCGUUGUUGCAUAAAUGGCAAAUCCUAGACGACAAUGAUACGGGAUUGUGGCCCUUGUUGGAAUGUAUGGCCUCUAUUGCAGCUACCUUGGGUGAACUCUUUGCUCCUUAUGCUGUUCCAGUGUACGAGAGAGCUAUCAAUAUUUUGUCCAAUUGUAUCCAGCUAGACUUGCAAACUCAUACGGAUCCCUCUAUCGAGGCUCCUGAAAAGGACUUCAUUGUCACCUCUUUGGACUUGGUUGACGGAUUGAUCCAAGGGUUUGGUCAUCAUUCCGCUGAUUUGAUCAGACAGCAUAACACAAACUUGAUGGAAUUGUUGAUGCUUUGCUUCGAGGACCACUCAGCAGACGUCAGACAAUCGGCAUAUGCCUUGCUUGGAGACCUUUCCAUUUUCACUUUGGACCCAAUAGUGAAACCAUACUUGCAAUCAAUAUUCUUGAGCAUUGGUAACGAGAUCAAUAACCGUUCUUACUCUACUUUCCCAGUCUACAACAAUGCUAUCUGGGCUCUAGGCGAAAUCGCCAUGAGAUUGCCGUAUGAGGAAAUGAAACAUUACCUAGCUAACUUGGUCAACUUGUUAAUUCCUGUGUUAAACGGCAGUGACAUUCAGCAGACAGUUUUAGAAAAUGCGGCCAUCUGCUUGGGCAGAAUGGGAUUGAAUGGAGGAGCUGAGGUGAUUUCGCCCAGAUUGCCAGAAUUCAUCGUUCAAUGGUGCGCCCAGAUGUUGUAUUUGGUAGAUAACAGCGAGAAGGAAACCGGGUUCCAAGGGAUGUUGAAUAUUAUACAUGGCAAUCCAGACCAGGGCUUUGGCGGAUUAUCAAACCAACAGGGAAAAAAGAACUUGAGUCUUUUCGUGGUGUGCAUUGGAAAUUACAUGGAACCACCAGAACACUUGAAGCAAUUGUUUGGUCAAUUCUUGGUGUCGUACAAACAGCUUCUUGGAGGUGACAUCUGGGACCACCAGAUCUUGGCUGGGAUCGAUGGCGAGUCGAGGAUGAUGCUCUCGCAAGUCUACGGAGUAUAAAUCACGGAUCGUUUGGUCCUUUGCAUUGUUUAAUUGCUUCUUGUCAGAUAAAUAUUCAUCAUCAUUACUUAUUAGUUAAUUAUAUAGAUUUCAUUUUCAAGGGGUGGUUAGCCCUGUAUGAGCAUUAUAUAGAUCGUUAUUCAUAAUACAUUCUGAGGAAUGG
Molecule: messenger RNA, 3460 nt
Organism: Scheffersomyces stipitis CBS 6054
Lineage: Eukaryota; Fungi; Ascomycota; Pichiomycetes; Serinales; Debaryomycetaceae
Exons: 1
Coding region: 481-3297 (938 amino acids)
Biological process (GO): protein import into nucleus
Cellular component (GO): cytoplasm; nucleus
Molecular function (GO): small GTPase binding; nuclear import signal receptor activity
Source: RefSeq, a predicted model, not a curated record